Messenger RNA from Parasteatoda tepidariorum (common house spider), 360 nucleotides. NCBI's taxonomy places the organism in Eukaryota, Metazoa, Arthropoda, Arachnida, Araneae, Theridiidae. The record is from RefSeq and is a predicted model, not a curated record.
AUGACAUGUUUUGGAGAGGUUCUUCUAUUCAUCUCAUUGUGCUGUUUCUGCCUAGUCAUUAGUCAGCAUCUGGAGGAGCCCCUGCCUUACAACUUCGGCUAUGCUUUCCAAGAUGAUCAUGGGGCGGCGCAGUUUCGAAAGGAAAGAGGUGAUGGUCACGGUCAGGUUCAGGGAAGUUACGGCUUCACCGACGAGAGAGGAGUGCAGAGAGAAGUUCAUUAUGUAGCUGACCAAAAUGGUUUCAGAGCUCAAGUCAAAUCUAAUGAACCUGGAUUGAGUGGCAACGAACCAGCUGACGUCAAAUUACAUUAUAGUGGACAUUCGAAUUAUCAUCAAGGCUUUCAUCAUUUACAUGGCUAA